Molecule: messenger RNA, 702 nt
Organism: Euleptes europaea (tarantolino)
Lineage: Eukaryota; Metazoa; Chordata; Lepidosauria; Squamata; Sphaerodactylidae
Gene: FEV
Product: FEV transcription factor, ETS family member
Exons: 3
Coding region: 60-686 (208 amino acids)
Biological process (GO): cell differentiation; regulation of transcription by RNA polymerase II
Cellular component (GO): nucleus
Molecular function (GO): sequence-specific DNA binding; DNA-binding transcription factor activity, RNA polymerase II-specific
Source: RefSeq, a predicted model, not a curated record
UCUUCCCCAGGCGAAGGCGAUAAUACCCCCCGCGGGCGCGGGGUGCACUCAGAGCUGCCAUGAGACGCGGCGCGGCCCGGACCCUGCUGCUCAACAUGUACCUGCCAGACCCGGUUGGGGAGACUUUGUUCAAAGAAGGCAAAACCCAGGCGUGGGGCUCCCUGGGGCCUGGGGUGCAAAAAGGCAGUGGGCAGAUUCAGUUGUGGCAGUUUCUGCUGGAGCUGCUCUCAGACCGUGCAAACCUCAACUGCAUUGCAUGGGAGGGCACCAACGGUGAGUUCAAACUGCUGGAUCCUGAUGAGGUGGCACGGCGCUGGGGUGAGCGCAAGAGCAAGCCCAACAUGAACUAUGACAAGCUGAGUCGGGCGCUACGCUACUACUACGACAAGAACAUCAUGACCAAGGUGCACGGCAAGCGCUAUGCCUACAAGUUCGACUUCCAGGGCCUAGCACAAGUCUGCCAACCAGCCACGCCUGACCAUACCCUCUACAAAUUCCAGGCACCCUUGCCUUUCUCUGGCAUCUCCAAACUCAACAUCAUGGCCUCAGGUGUCACCCCAACCAGCUUCUCCUACUGGCCAGGAUCUACCCCAACCCUAUACCCCAGCCAUGGCCUACCGCCAUCAACAUCCUUCAGUGCCAUGGCAACCUCCCAUAUCAACAACAUUAAUAGUCACUACCACUAGGCCUCUUGUGGCUGGA